This is a messenger RNA of Pantherophis guttatus, 5478 nucleotides long. RefSeq names its product TNF receptor associated factor 6 (gene TRAF6). Gene Ontology annotation, cellular component: plasma membrane signaling receptor complex. Lineage: Eukaryota; Metazoa; Chordata; Lepidosauria; Squamata; Colubridae. The record is from RefSeq and is a predicted model, not a curated record. Gene Ontology annotation, molecular function: tumor necrosis factor receptor binding; zinc ion binding; ubiquitin protein ligase activity. Gene Ontology annotation, biological process: protein ubiquitination; innate immune response; lipopolysaccharide-mediated signaling pathway.
GUUCGCGCUGCUUCCUUCGCCGCCUCCCCCUUCCCGUCGUCAGUCCGCUUCGGUCGCGGCCUUGGCGUAGCGGCUGGGGAGAAAGCUCGGAGAAGCGAGAGGUAUCCUGCCACUUCUUAAAUUACUAUGAGUCUACUACAUAGUAACACAAGUUUUGAAAUCAAUGAUCAAGAGAGUGACUGCUGUGCAGCCAUGGCCAGUGCUUGCAGUGCUGGGACCAAGGAGGAAAGCUUCACUGCCCCCAUCAGCAAUGGUACUGGUGGGACACUUUCAAACUCUUUCAUGGAGGAAACCCAAGGCUAUGAUGUGGAGUUUGACCCACCACUGGAAAGUAAAUAUGAAUGCCCUAUCUGUUUAAUGGCUCUACGGGAAGCAGUACAGACGCCAUGUGGACAUCGUUUUUGCAAAGCUUGCAUUGUCAAAUCCAUAAGAGAUGCAGGUCAUAAAUGUCCAAUAGACAAUGAAAUCUUACUAGAAAAUCAACUCUUCCCUGAUAACUUUGCAAAACGUGAAAUCCUCUCACUGACAGUGAAAUGUCCCAACAAAGGCUGCAGUCAAAAGAUGGAGCUAAGGCACUUAGAGGAUCAUGAGUUACAUUGUGGAUUCGCAUCAGAAAAAUGUUCUCAAUGUCAAGGGAUUUUCCAGAAGAACCAGUUGCAAGAACAUAUUAAGCUAGAAUGUCCACGGCGGCAAAUUGCUUGUCCAAAUUGUGCCAUGUGUAUGCCUUAUGAAGAAAAAAAGGUUCAUGAUGAAAUAUGCCUUUUGGCAAAUGUCUUCUGUACAUAUUGUAAUACAGCGCUAAUCAGAGAACAGCUGCCUAAUCAUUAUGAUAAUGACUGCCCUAUUGCUCCAGUACCAUGUACUUUUAGUGCAUUUGGAUGUCUCGAAAAGAUGAAGAGAAAUGAUUUGGCGCGCCACAUGCAAGAAUUUACUCAGGUUCAUAUGAGAAUGAUGGCUCAGACUCUUCGGAGCAUCAGUGUUACUACUCCAACUUCCAUGAAUUUUUCUGGAACUUUACCCUUUGACCCAUCACUCUUCUCUCAAGGCAUGCCACCCUCGUGUGAGUGUAGCCCAGAGGUCCAGAACUUCAAGGAGACUAUUCAGCAACUGGAAGGUCGCUUGGUAAGGCAAGAUCACCAAAUUAGAGAACUCAUUGCAAAAAUGGAGACACAACACUCCCAGAUGGGAGAUCUCAAACGCACCAUCCGAACUCUAGAGGAAAAAAUGGCUGACAUUGAAGCCCAACAAUGUAAUGGUAUUUUCCUGUGGAAAAUUGAAAAUUUCAGUGCAUACCUGAAAGCCCAGGAGGAAGAAAGACCCGUUGUGAUCCAUAGUCCAGGUUUCUACACAGGGAAACCAGGAUAUAAACUUUGCUUGCGUCUGCAUAUCCAGUUACCAAGCGCUCAACGUUGUGCUAACUACAUUUCUCUUUUUGUUCAUACCAUGCAAGGGGACUAUGACAGUCAUCUCCCUUGGCCUUUCCAAGGCACCAUACGUCUAUCAAUUUUGGAUCAGUCUGAAGGAUCUCCAAGACACAACCAUGAAGAAGUAAUGGAUACCAAGCCUGAGUUGCUAGCCUUCCAACGUCCUAUGGUCCAUCGCAACCCAAAGGGUUUUGGAUAUGUAACUUUUAUGCAGUUGCAAGCCCUAAAACAAAGAACAUACAUAAAAGAUGAUAUUCUCUUGGUACGCUGUGAAGUUUUAACACGUUUGGACUUAACCAGUCUCCGAAGAGAAGGUUUUCAGCCUCGUAGUACAGAUGGAACAUCAUAGCCUAUUGUCCAGUCUUGAUUGUUAUGUAAUUAUGAAAACCAAGCUUGGUUUUAAUAAAACCAAACUUAUUUUAAACCCUUGAGGGGAGCAGCAAAUGAAGCUCCUGUUUCAAAAAGAAAAAAGUCACAACGUUAACCCGAGGUAGCAAAAUUCUGGUAGUGUCACUUCUUCCUCCUUAGGAAUCAAAAGGCAGCAGUAAUAAAUAAAUACACAUUUUAUGCCUUUUUUUGCUACAUGAAAAAUCUUUCACCUAUAGCAGCUGCUUUUUCUAUCUUUUUAUAUGAAGAAUCUGCAGAACUGUAAAUGAAGGGUGAGAUUCAUAAAAAUCAAGAUCUUGAAGCAGAAGUUAGACUGUCAGUCUGGAAAAAUAGUAUGCUUUUCAGGAAAGGGGAAAUCGUUCUUCUGUCAUAAGACAAAAUAUAUAUCUAGUGUACUCUGUUGUUCCUUUUGGUGAGCUAGAUAACUGACUUAUCAGUAGCUGACGUGCUAAAAAUUGUAAUUAAAACAGAGCCACUUACUGUACAGUCAGGAGUGGGCCAAAUUCUAUUGUUAUUUAUCAUAAGAAGGUUGACAGCUAAAGCUAUAAACGUUGUAUUUGUAUCUCAGAAGUUAUAUUAUGAAAUAUGUCUACAUAAGAGGCAAAUAGAAAGUGGGAUAUCUCAGGGUUCUGUCUUGGGCCCAGAAUUCUUGAACAUUUUUAUAAAUUACUUGGAGAAAAGGAUGGAAGGGAAACUUACCAAAUUUGCAAAUAGCACAAAGCUAUCGGAUGACAUGCUCAAGGUUAGAAAUGUUUCAUUAUGCUUGAACAAUUGGACUUUAUGCAAGUAAAUACUAUUCAGUGGCCAAAAAAAAGUCAGGUUCUGCACCUAGGUGGAAAAAAAUCAGAUGCACAGGUAGAAGAUAGACAGUAACUGGUUCAGCCAUAGUACUUGUGAAAAAGAUCUCCUGAAAAAGAUCUAGUAGACCACAGAUUAAGCAUGAGCCAGGGAAGAAUGCAGAAGAGAACAAUAAAGAUGGUAAAAGUCUUGGAAGGUAAUUCUUAUGAAGAACUCUUUCAAAAACUGGAUUUGUUUAGCCUAAGUAAGAGAAGGGUAAUAGGAGACAUGAUAUCAGUGAUAGCAGUCUUCCAGUGCUUGAAAGGCUGUUGCAGUGAAGAAGGUAUGAAUUUGUUCUGCCUAAUGCCUAAAUGUAGGACAAAAGCAAAUGGUGUAUUUCCCAGAACCAUUGGUACUCCUUGAGUGGAGAUUUUUAAGCUAAAGUUGGACAACCACUUGCCUUGGAUUAUCUGAGGAUUCCUACCCUGGGAGGGAAGACUUGGAUUAUAAAGCCUCCAAGCUACCUUCCAAUGGAUUCCAAAGAAUUCCUAUGAUUUCAUGAAUUGAGUAUAUAAGCUAAUAAAUUAGGUCUAAAUUGUGAGGCAGACAUACACACACACACACAUAGUUUGUGACUUAAGACUCAUCCUCAGGUACCACAGUUGCACCUCUCCUGCAGUCACAUGAUUGCAGUUCAAAUGCUUUGCAUCUGUUUCAUAUUUAGUGUCUUGUGGUUAUGUGUCUGCAAUUUGUGAUCUUCCCAGCUGGCUUCUGACAGGCAAAGUCAAUUGAGAAAGCUGGAUUCAUUUUAAUGACCACAUGAUUCACUUAACAGCAGUAAAAAUGGCGGCAAAAUCUGAUCAUGUGAUAACAACUGUAUCGCUUAGUAUCUGAAGUUCUGGUCCCAGUUGUGGUCGUAAAUCAAGGACUACCUGUAUAAAAUGCAUAAUUGCUCAAUGCUCUACCAUGAAAGCGAGAAAGUCAAUAGUCAUAUCUUGGUAGAUUUGGUAUUAAUUACAACUUCAUUCUUGUUUUUUGCCUUCCCAGAGAAUUUAGCAUUAAUCCAUUCUCAACUACUGUUAACAUAAUGACAAAUUAGAUUUGAUGUAUCUAAAAGCUCACUGCAGAUGUCUUCUGGAGAAGCUUAAUGAGGCAUCAACCUGAUUGCCUCAGGACAUCUUUGCCCUGAUGAAAUCUUGAGAUAUCCUUGAGAUUUCCAUAUUACUAUGUCAUUUGCACUGCUUAAUCCUAUCAUUUGCCCUGUUGCAUUUUUUUUUUUUUUUUUGCAUUUAUGAUGAUAAGUUUUAACUGUGAUUCUGCUACAAAUGUUAGACAUGUUUCAUUUUUACCUGGAAACACUGUUGCAAUCUGUUAGGCUUAAAGGAAAUUCCCCUUCUUUUAAAGGUGAUUUGGGAUAGGCAUAGAUGUUCGCAUUCUGCAGUGUUUUCAGUUUAUUUUGCUGACAUGUUCAGCAUAGGUUUUACAAUUCUCAAGAAUGUUAAGGUUUUUUUUAUCCAGUUUCAGAUUGGCUGAUCUGAGCAAAGCUAUAACAUUUUUGACCACAACAAUCUGUAUAGCAAUGUGAUACUUUGGUGCAUAAACAUGCUAUUAGUGCUACUGUGUUUCCCUGAAAAUAAGACCCUGUCUUACAUUUUUUUUGAACCCUGAAAUAAGCGUUGGCCUUAUUGCCAUGCGCUCAAAAUCCCGAUUGGGCUUAUUAUCAAGGAUGUCUUAUUUUGGGGGAAACAGGGUAAUUGUAAAAGUUAUUACCUUGUGUACAGAAGUCUCUGACUAAAAUUGGUGUUGACAAGAUCAUUUUGGUGGAAGUGCUCUUGAUAAUACCCGUGUGCCAUGAGAGCAAAAAUGUGGAGUCACGCCCAAAAUUAACUAAAGGAUGAAUAUGUGGCUUUGAUGCAUGAAAGAAAAAUAAUCACUUUGAAAAAAAAAAUACUGAUAUAACUAGUACUGGUGGCAACAUAUGACAGUAAACCUGUUGCUCCAUGAGAACAUAAUCUUUCUUUACAAUUUUAUAAGAAUAAUCAGAGUAUGUUCCCUGCCUUCCAAACAAAUAAAAGCUACACAGCAAUGAAGCAAUCACAGAAAAACUCAGAUUUUGAGGGCACCUGUGAGAACCCUGCCUGUGAAAAGGCACAAAUGAGGACAAAGCUUAUUUAAACCAAACAUUUCCCAGCAUUUGGGAGUGAGAUAAAGUAUUACUUGGUGCUGUAAUGUGAGUAAGAGAGUGUUAAGGUUACCUAUUCUGCAUUUUUAUAGAAGAGAAUCUUUCUUGGAAGCAAAAAGUUACAUUACCAUUUCUAAACUCCCACCCCACACAGGCCCUGAAAAUGUGCAUUAUUUCAAAUAAUUGCUUGUCUAUUCAGAAUACAAACUUUUAUAAAUACUGAUUUGUACCGUAUAAUUAUCUAUUCUCAUGCUUUUUUAUGAAAAAGAACAGUAUAGAUUAUUCUUUAUUUAAACUUGAUCUAAUUGUAGGGAUGUCAUUUUUGAUGAUGUAGAAACUCUUAGUGUGAUAUAUUUCAUUUACUUAUCCAAAAGUACAUGUCACUCAUUGGAAUUUAUUUCUAACUAUCUUUUAGUAAGCUAAGAAGAAGAAUGCUGGCAUCUUUAGAUAUUUUUAUAUACAGAAGUAUUAUGUAUUACAAUGUAUCAAUUUACUGCAUAUUUACAAUGCUAUUUUGACAAAAAAUCCCAAUUUUCCAGGGUACAGGUUAUGAAUAGUAAUUUAUUGUAAUAAGCAUUAACCUUUAAGGAAUCAUAUUCCAUUUCGUAAAUAAACUAUUAAGUAGCAUAUCCUGACUUCGUCAGUUGCUCUUUCAAAUUGUCAUAAAUCAAAUCCUUCUCUGAUAAAAUAAAGGUAGCAGCUAAUUAC